Amborella trichopoda is the source of this 676-nucleotide messenger RNA. RefSeq names its product UvrABC system C protein. NCBI's taxonomy places the organism in Eukaryota, Viridiplantae, Streptophyta, Magnoliopsida, Amborellales, Amborellaceae. The record is from RefSeq and is a predicted model, not a curated record.
CUUUUUAACCUUUCGACUCAUCCGUUGAUAUUUUGCUUAGGUUAGGGUUUCUUCUCCAAAAGCGAAAUCUAGGGUUUGGUACAAACUCUGGGGUUUGGUUUCUGAUGGCAGAAGCAUUCUAGGGAGAGAUUGGUACAGAAGUUUCUAGAGAGAGAUUGGUGCAAAUUUUGUUGAGAUAGAGAGAGAGAAUGGCUGGAGGGUGUGCUUUCUUGAACAGGUUGAUCUCUUAUGUUGUGAACGAGGUCGUGGUUAGAGGCUUAGCCAACAGUCCUACCUUUCAAAGGUUUGCAGUGCGUACUUCAAAGACAAUAGAGGAUGUCUCAGCCAAAGCUAUCCAGAAGAGGCUUCAAUUUGAAGAGCAAAUGAGGGAAUUGUCCAAGUCUUUUGAGUCGGGCAAAAGGUGAAGGGGAGAGAGAUGGUGAUGCCAUUUGAUUAUAUAGAUGGUGCAAAGCGAAAUAAAUGCUGUUGCAUGCAUUUUGUGCUCCGGAUCCUUUGAAUGUACAUUUGUUGUAGAAAUACUGAUUACAUAACUGUGUAUGUGUAUAGUAAAGAAAACAAGAGAUCCAGUCACUUUGAUUUGUUUUAUGCGCGGACUAAAUUUACUUUAUUUGGCCAUUUUUGAGCUCUUGUUAAUGUUUUUUAAAGUGAAUAUCGGCUUGAUUCAAGAUUAUCAAAA